GAGGGACUUCCGGUUAUUGAGGGACUUCCGGGUAUGGGUGUGAGGAGUCCCGCCGCCUGCCCACGAUGCACCGCGAGCUUCCCCGUGCCCUUUACUGGUUAGUACUGGGAGCUCGUAGUGGGAGCACUGGUCCGUACUGGUCCACAUUGGUCCAAACUGGUUCCUUUUCCGCUUCCGCCUCGCUUACCCAGAGCGCCCCGCGCUGACCGGAAGUGACGCCAUCCCGGAAGCGAAAAUGGCGGCGCCCAACGCGGAGCAGCUCCGGGAGCGGCUCCGGGAGCGGCUCCAGGCCGUGCACGUGGUGUGUCGUGCCCCCCCCCAGCUGUGCCCGGGCAGUUUUCGCCUCGUCGUCGUCUCCGAAAUUUUUCGGGGCCUCAAAACCCUCCAGAGGCACCGGCUCGUUAACGAGGCGCUGGGGGAGGAGCUGGGCCGGAUCCACGCCCUGGAGCACCGGACGCUGACGCCGGAGCAGUGGGAGGAGCAAGGGGGCUCAUUAGCAUAAAUUUGCAUGGAUUUGAAUA
Molecule: messenger RNA, 521 nt
Organism: Corapipo altera (White-ruffed manakin)
Lineage: Eukaryota; Metazoa; Chordata; Aves; Passeriformes; Pipridae
Product: bolA-like protein 2
Exons: 3
Coding region: 236-502 (88 amino acids)
Biological process (GO): intracellular iron ion homeostasis
Cellular component (GO): nucleus; cytosol
Molecular function (GO): 2 iron, 2 sulfur cluster binding
Source: RefSeq, a predicted model, not a curated record